Prunus mume (Japanese apricot) is the source of this 804-nucleotide messenger RNA. Its product is annotated as zeaxanthin epoxidase, chloroplastic-like. The record is from RefSeq and is a predicted model, not a curated record. Gene Ontology annotation, molecular function: FAD binding. Lineage: Eukaryota; Viridiplantae; Streptophyta; Magnoliopsida; Rosales; Rosaceae.
AUGCCUUUUGAUGUUGCAGGUAAAAAGAAGAGCCUCCUCGAGAAAUUUGGUAACUGGUGUCCUGAAGUGGUUACACUAAUUCGAAAAACACCAGAGUCCAUGAUUUUACGGAGAGAUAUCUAUGAUAGAGACAUGAUGUACACCUGGGGAGCCGGGCGUGUUACUCUGCUAGGUGAUGCUGCUCAUCCAAUGCAGCCGAAUCUUGGCCAAGGGGGUUGCAUGGCAAUUGAGGACUGUUACCAACUUAUACAUGAGCUUGUUCAAGCUUCCGAAAGUGACUCAGAUGUUCAAAUAUCGGAAGAAAUUGUCUUGGCACUAAGAAGAUAUGCAAACAAAAGAUUGUGGCGUGUUGGCUUAGUGUUUGCAGCCAGCCGAUUUGCUUCAAAAAUGCUUGCCAGUUACAAACCUUACAUAGAGUUUAAAACUGGUCCUCUGGCUCAUCUCUUAACUCAGCAGAUAACGCACCCUGCAAUUCCUGUAUUUCGUGCAUUUCUGCAAAUUUGUUUGCCAAAAUUUUUGGCUUGGAUAACAGCAGGGCAUGGGUUAUGCCUCAAAAGAGAGAGAAACCAAUGCAAAGUGCAGGACAGAAAACAGCCUUAGAUGACUUCAAUUUUUUGUUUCAUUCCUAGUUAUGAGAAAUGCAUCAACUACUGUUCGAAAAAAUGUGAAAUGUUUUAAAGGAAGCAGGGUUUAAUUAAAAACAUCUGUCACUGAUCAUUAUAAAAAACGUACAGACUUUCCAACUCACAUCAAGUUCUGCGUGAAAGAGGAGUGCAUAGUGGAUGCGGAGAUGGAUGUAGGAAA